Molecule: messenger RNA, 2240 nt
Organism: Diuraphis noxia (Russian wheat aphid)
Lineage: Eukaryota; Metazoa; Arthropoda; Insecta; Hemiptera; Aphididae
Source: RefSeq, a predicted model, not a curated record
AUCGCGCACACACGCACACAAAAUAUAUAAUAUAAGUAUGUGUAUAUGAAUUUUUUUUCGUAUUCUCUUUCUAUUCCUUUCUUUCCAUUUCUCCGCCCGUUCGAUCGAAUUCGCUUUGCCCACACACGGUCGCGCGCGCGCUCUCCGACUCGUUCAGUCAGUGUCCAUUCCGCAACCGGUACAACUGCGCCGCCGACACAUCGCGAUAUUUGCCAAUUGAAAAGUCGAAGACGCUCUACAAUAAACAGUGUUGCGCGUACCGUUCGCGUAAACUCCUGGAAUAAUAUAUUAUUAUUCUGCCGCGUAUUCCAACCGGUCGACUCGAUAAUCACACGUCAUUGUUCGAUUUUUCCGUCAGCAUACCACACCAACGGCUGUUUAUUGAGUACGGGUAACUGUCCAACAACGAUGAGAGCUGCAAAAAAAUCUAAAUCGUAUUGUAACAGAUAACUACCAUCAAUACAACAGGAAUGAUAUACUUCGGGAGAUCGUCUCUGUGGACCGCGUUGUUACUGUGGUUGUGGUUCGAGAACAAUGUUACCGGCGCAGACGACAAUAAUGGUGUUCAUGAAGAGAAGAACACGCCACACUCGCGGCAGAAACGCUUGCUGUGGAUCACCACGGAUGGCCGCCUGGCCCUGCCACCCGGUACCAGGCUUACGAUUACGCCAUCGUUGUCCUUGCCAUUCGUCAGAUACCCRCCAGAUGGGUUUCUGUCCAACAUGAGCAUCAGCUUGCCAUUCACGAUCGACUUCGAUAACUUGGGACUGACCGAUAAUCAGAAUCCAUUUGGYGCUUUCCCGCCGAUAUUGGCCAGGAGCAUGGGCAGGCAGAUGGGAUCGUUACUCACCGACUAUGUGUCUCAACUUAUGGACGGACGGAGAUCGACUAGAUCUGUUCCAACGUUACCCAAACCAAUACACUCGUACUUCCAAGGUGGUGAAAGAGCUCUGUUGUUCACUGUCGUAGAGGACCUUUUGACAAACUUCGGGAUGGACGGCAAAGCGUGUCUGCUCCGAGCCAUAUGCGAAGUUCACGGGCACAAGUCCAUACACAAAUUUGGUUUCAUCGGCGAAUUUCUUCAGCUGUUCCUCACGGCUAGUAGAUCGACGUACGCUGAUUUAAUGAAGGACUACGUGACUGCCGAAACUGUUGGCAAACACAGCAAAGAAUGUUACCCUUACUUUAAAGAAUGUCCGAAGUCGUUGUUCACUAACAAUCAUAACUAUUCGAAAAACGAUCUGUCRCCCGACGACGAGGACGAAGACGGCGAAUCGGUAUUGGCCGACGACGACGAGGACGGAGGAGGCAGUAGCAACGAUAACUACAGGGACGGCAAUGAGGUCGACGACGAUCGGAGGAAGUCGUCGUCGGCGAGCGGCGGAUCAAAAGUGACGGUGAAUCCGGCACCGUUGGCCAUGUGACCCGGUUGAAAGCAAUCAGCCGGGUGAAUUUAUCACUCUUCGCCGCGCGCAAUCAUCGUUGAAUAAUCGUCUCCCGAACGAAUUUCGUUUGUAUAUAUAAUAUAUAUAUAAAUUGUUUUAAGAGUGCACGUAUUUGUGCGUGUGUGUGAGCGUAUCCGGACACACUUCCGUGAUAAAUCUUUUCGCGUCUAUUUUUCGUCCUCUUUCGGUUCACGCCCACCCAACUCCGUCCCACAAACAACCCCUGUCCCAUCAACCACCCCCGUCAAAACACCACUCCCCCCACAACUCCAUAUAUUGUAAAUAGUCCUGCRCCUAAGCUUGUAUUUUAUAUUAUAUAUACACGUCCUUCUUCCCGAUCCCACGGGUUCCGCGCAAUCAAGUACCAAUAUACGUACCUAUAUGUAUGUUAUCUUGUUAAUUUUAUACAAUUUACGCGGAGUUCUCUGCAAUAAAAUCCUCCGGUUGACUCGCACAUGACUAUUCGACUGGUGCGAAAAUACUGUUAAAAUAAAUCGACCACCCGAAGAAAGACUAUAUAAUAUAAUGUCACAAAACAAUCACGAUAAAAAGUUAUGUCCGGAAAUUCAUAUCCCCGAGUCCGACGACCGCUCAUUUAUUAUCAUUACUAUUCAUUAUUCGAUAUUGUUUAUUUUACACCGGAACACACGCAUAAUAUUAUUAUACGUAAUACACUGUAGGGACAUUCGAAAUUCGCGCUGGAGACAUCUUUGCCAACGAUAACGCCGCCUUCCAGUGCUUAUCAUUAUAUUUUAUCUACAUAAUUAUUAUAAUAAACACAUUUAAAUAUCAUAA